AUGGGACCAUAUCUGAGUUAACCAAAUAGAAAUAAAACUACAACAACUGGAUCAGGAAAAUCUGUUAUAUUUGCUGCUUCUGAAAUGCAAGGUAUUUUUAUGAAUCUAGAUUUAAGGCUGGAGAAACACAAUGGAAGAUGCUCAUAUUCACAGACCUGAUAUUGCCUAAGAUGUUUCUGUUUUUGGUGUAUUUGAUGGUCAUGGAGGAAGAGAAGUAGCAUAUUUUGUAGAAAAACAUUUUAUUGAUGAAUUACUAAAAAAUUAAAAUUUUAAGGAUUAGAAAUUUGCAGAUGCUCUUUAAGAAACAUUUUUGAAAAUGGAUGAAUUGUUGAUGACACCAGAAGGAUAUAAAGAAUUAAAUAAUUACAAGUCUAAUAAUUCUGAUGGUGACUAUUAAAGUAAAUAAUAGAUUCUUAUGCUGGAUGUACUGCCAAUGUAGCUUUGAUUCACAAGAAUACUUUAUAUGUUGCUAAUGCAGGAGAUUCAAGAUCAGUAUUAUGUAGAAAUAAUACAAACUUUGAUAUGAGUGUAGAUCAUAAACCAGAUAAUUAUUUAGAAAAACAAAGAAUUGAAAGAGCUAUAGGUUUUGUAAGUGGGGCUAGAAUUAAUGGUAAUAUAAAUAAAUUAAUAAAAUUAUCUUUAGCCAAUUUAAAUUUAUCAAGGGCUAUAGGGGAUUUGGAAUAUAAACGUAAUAGUAAUUUGAGACCUCAUGAAUAAAUGAUUACAGCAUUUCCAGAUAUUAAAAUAAUAGAUUUGGGGUAAUAGGAUAAGUAAUAUUUAUAAUGUUAUUGAAGAUUCAUUUUGAUGGGAUGUGAUGGAGUGUUUGAAACCCUGUCUCAUUAAGAGUUGCUAAAUCAUGUAAAUGCAACUUUGGGAAAUGCAUCUGUUACUGAAAAGUUAUUAUAAAAAGCAGCAGAAGAUUUAUUAGAUUAAUUAUUAGCUCCAGACACAAGUUUAGGAUUAGGUUGUGACAAUAUGACAAUUAUUUUAGUGUAUUUAAAAAAAUGA
Molecule: messenger RNA, 1008 nt
Organism: Paramecium primaurelia
Lineage: Eukaryota; Ciliophora; Oligohymenophorea; Peniculida; Parameciidae
Source: the annotation of a GenBank genome assembly